Leishmania major strain Friedlin is the source of this 2433-nucleotide messenger RNA. RefSeq lists its product as hypothetical. The record is from RefSeq and is a predicted model, not a curated record. Lineage: Eukaryota; Euglenozoa; Kinetoplastea; Trypanosomatida; Trypanosomatidae. The coding region runs from base 1 to 2433 and encodes 810 amino acids. The transcript has a single exon.
AUGGCCGUGCAUCGGUGCCACCUACUUGAGGAGAUGCUGAACGAGCAGGCCAAGCAGGCGGAGAAGCUGCGCAACGAAUUGCGCGAGCAGCAGGAGGAGAACAAACUUCUGACACACGAGAAGGAGAGCCUCAAAGCGACCAUUGCGAGGAUGGAGAUUGAGGCCGAGGUGGCGGCGGCUGCCGCCGCUGCAGCUGCUACGACAGCCAGCGCCGUAACGCCAGUGCACUCUCGCGCGGCGACGUCUUUGAAAGCAGACGCUGAGAUGCACGUCAAUGCCAGCACGUCGGCCGAAUCAGUUGCGGUCAUGGAAGAGCUAAUGACGAAAAAGAAGCGGCAACUUGACAUGCGCGAGGCAACGCUGAAGGAUGCACUCAAGAAGGUUUCGGCCGACGCGGCGAAGAUCGCGGAUCAGCGUGCUGCGUUGCAGGAGCAAGAGAAGGUGAUGACGGCACAGCUGACAGCCCAGUUUACAUCUCUCUUCGAGGAGGAGCGGCAACGUCUGGAAGAUUUCUGCGCAGACGCCGUCACGGAUGUCCAGAACAAGUAUAUGGAGUGGGUAGCGCAGCAGCAGGUUGGUGCCCUGGAGCGUCGACGGAGGUACGAGCAGGUGAUGGAGGAGCGUCAGCAGCGCGCGGCUGUAGAGCUAGCCGAGGCGAGGGCGGAACGUGACGCGCUGCAGCGCGCACUGGAGAAUCAGCGAGCCCAGUUGGCAAAGUUGCAGGAGAGCGGGUCGAAAGAGCGGAUGGGGCGUCGGAGUGACGAAAAGCGUGACGCCCUUUCGUCACAGUGCGCACGAGAAGUGAAGGCAUCACUCGAGGAAGCCGUUGCGGGGGGUGCAGCGCUUGCGGCGGCGGCGGCGAAGGGGCAGUUUCAUGCGCUCCAGACCGAGCCGGUCUCUACCCAACACUUGGGCGAGGAAGAGCGACAGACGAGUACUGACGCGGCUGCUGCGCACGCGGCGCUGGGGCCGAAAGCGCAAGACAGCAUGGAGACCCUCGUGCGUGACAUGCGCGCCAAGGAGGAGGAGUGGGCGAAGGCGACGGCGGCUGCGGUGGCUACUGCCGAGUCGGCUGCCCGCCUCGCAGAGCGCGAGCGACUGAUGCAAGAGGUUGAGAAAGCUCGACAACAAUCCCGAUGUGAGGCCGAAGAAGCGGUGCGGGUUGCGACGCAGCAGCGCGACUCUGCCAUGGACGCACUCCGUAAGCAGCACGAGCAUGACAAGGAGGAGUGGCUCUCCAAUAUGCGACGACUGGAGGCGAGCCAGAGACGAAAAGAGGAAUGCCGACAAAGCCAAGAAAAGUCCUGGCGUGAGGAAAAGGUGGCGCUGCAGCAAAAGUGCAGCGCACUCGAAGAGCGCCUCGAGACACGAAAAGCAGCAGCGUGGCAGCUGCAGCAGCAACUACGCGACGCCACGCAGGAGCUGUACAAUUUGAAGGCUAAUACGGGCGGCAAAGAGGAUGCCGCAGCAGAGGAAAGGCGAACGCGAGCCAAUGCCGCUGCGAUGGCUGCGCAGCGCUGGGCAUCCGCUUUCCUCGAGGAAGCUCAGCAGGGGCAGCAGCUGAUGCUCGAAGAACAGGCUCGCGCCCUUGCACUUCUGAAAGACGAAAUGCAGAAGUGGGCGCUGGCCAACUCUGCAGCUGCAAAUGCUAGAGACGAGAGGCAACGCGAGGCAACUCAACGGCUGCACACGGAGCUGGAGAGCGCUCGGCAGGAACGGGACACGGCACUGGAGCAGUUGGGUCGCAUGCGAGAGACUGCAGCAGACAUGACGACGAGAAUGAGUGAGGAGAGUGCGGAGCUGGGCACGCUGCGUGGCGCAAUUCAGAGGCAGCAGCGAGCUCUAGCCGAAUUGCAGGAGCAGCAUCAGCGCACUGUCGACGAACUCUACGCAACACGAGCAGCAGUGGUGGCGGCAAACACUGCCGCUGAUGUAGCUGCCCCGUUGGCGGAGUCCCCAGCUCGUGCGAUGCCUGCCGUGGACGGCACCUGCUAUCAUGUGUUGCUUCGCCUGGAGCAGUGCUGGGUGCUGCAGCAGGCGAAUUUACAGAGCUUCUACUCAGUGGCGCUGUAUGCAGUGGUGCAGCAGGAGUGGACGCAGGUGUUUGAAAGCAUGACGUCGUCGUUGGCGGCGGAGGCAGAGCGGCAGCGGCGUUUGAGCAUCCGAAACGCAGAGGCGCUGGAGAAUACGACGAGUACCAUCAAGGAGGUGCAGGAUGACUUGCGCCUGCGCACGCAGGAGCUGCUUCAACGUCAAGUUGACGUUGAAGAACAUGAAAGGCGUGUGCAGGACAAGAAGAAACGGGUGGAUGUGCUGUGCCGCAGCCUGUACACGGUGGCUCAAGAGCUGCGCAAGAUGCAUCUCGACGCCGCAGAGAGUUCGACGUUGGACGAGGUAAUCAACUCGGCCCGUGUGAUGAGUGAUUCCCCGUAG